Diversispora eburnea is the source of this 1017-nucleotide messenger RNA. NCBI's taxonomy places the organism in Eukaryota, Fungi, Glomeromycota, Glomeromycetes, Diversisporales, Diversisporaceae. The record is from the annotation of a GenBank genome assembly.
AUGGAUCCUAGUGCAAAACUUAAAGAAUUCAAACGUCAAUUAGAUGAUGGUAAAAUCGAUAAUGACGAAUAUAAUAAACUCCAAAAAUCGUUACUAAGGAAGUGGUUGGACGAACCUGAGGAAACAAAAAAAUCUGAGCGUUCUCAUGUCGUUAAUAAACCAAAGGUAACAGACUUGUAUGAUGCUCUCCAGUUAAAACCAAGUGCAACUGAGGCUGAAAUUAAAUCAAGCUACAGGAAACUUGCUUUAAAGUACCAUCCGGAUAAAAAUGGUGGUAUUGAAACUGAAGAGUGGAACGAAAUUUCGAAGGCAUAUGAAGUUCUCUCAGACAAUGACAAACGUUCUCUUUACGACAACUACGGGACUAUAAAUGACUCCCUGGGAGGUAAAGCUUCAUUAAAUCAUUAUGUAGGAAGAGACCCUUUGCAACCUUAUAUUGGCAACCUUGAAAUUGGCCUUUUUUUAUUCUCAUUUAUGGAAAAUAUGAACUCACCUGAGCUAGAAAAUUUAACUUCAGCUGAGCAAAAAGAACGUCGUCACAUUAUUCGUGUAUCUAAUAUUGCUGAUCAUCUACAGAACAAACUUUCUCAAUUUCCGAGACAAGAUAAUUCUUCAGAAUUUGAAUUAUUUAUAAAAAGCCUUCAUCAAGAAGCUCAAAAAUUUGUCGCAGAACCUAAUGGCAAAGAGCUUUUGACCCUUUUAGGAAAAAUUUACGUCUCCAAAGCCGAAGCUCAUAUAAGCAAUUAUUCUAUGACAUCCCGAUUAGAGAAAUUUUCCAACCUUUUUAAUGGUCUUGAAUUUAUGGUGUACUUGAUUUUCAGUAAUGUAACCGUCAAAAUUAAAGGCGGACCUCCAGGAAUGAAUCAGGAGGAGGUUUGUCGAUUAGUUUGGCGACUUUCACGAUCAGAAAUAUCUUCCGUUGCGCGUGAGGCUUGCGAUAAAAUCCUGAAUAACAAUACUCAUCUUGCCAAUUCAUUGUAUCUCCUAGGCAAGGCAUGGUUAGAAGCAUGCAAAUGA